Molecule: messenger RNA, 1305 nt
Organism: Astrephomene gubernaculifera
Lineage: Eukaryota; Viridiplantae; Chlorophyta; Chlorophyceae; Chlamydomonadales; Astrephomenaceae
Source: the annotation of a GenBank genome assembly
CUAGCUUAUUAGGACAGGCCGACAAGCGGCACCAAGCAAUGCAGCCAAAGCGUAUGCUUCUUGUCGAGCGCUUGGCAUAUUUAGCGGUCAUCGCUUGGGCACUAUGGAAUGUGACGUUUGAAGGUUAUCGCUUUGCAAAACACGUCCGAAGCGUCACGCACCUUCCGGGACUUGUGUACGAAGGUCCCGUUCUGGGAAUCAACGACUUGUCCGACUAUCAAUGGCGCAGCUUCCGAGCUUCAGCGGCCUUGCUGGCUGGCGCCAUGGCGGGAUUUGUUUGCAUCUCGAGACUGGCCCGUGCCCUCCCCGCGGGCAGGCAGCCACUCAUGGUGGCUGUGUCCCUGCUCUUCCUGGUCGUGCUGCAUGGCAGUUCAGCGAUCUUCGUGCUACUGCUGCUGCUGGGUGGCUACGGCCUUAGCCGGCGAAUGGCAAAAGUGCCGUACGGCCUGUUGGCUGUGUGGGCAUACGCCUGCGCGACUCUGCUGCUGGUGCGGAUCAAGAACGGAUUCAGCUUCCAUGCCGUCAGCCCCUCACUCUCCUUCCUGGACCACCACUCCGGCCUGCUGCGGUGGCACAUCCACUACAAUCUGCUCAUCCUGCGACUCAUCUCAUUCGCGGCGGACCUCCACUGGUCCCGGAGCCCCCGCAUGCAGCAACACCAGCAACACCAGCAGCAGCAGCAGCAGCAGCAGCAGGCGCCGCGAGCAGCAGCAAGCCCCGUAGCAGCCGCGGGCAAUGCUGCUGGUGGUGGUGGUGCUGCUGCUGCUGGUGCUGGUGCUGGUGUUGCAAGGGGCGGUGGUGACGGGGGGCUGCUGGGGCUGUCCAGAGCGAUGGAGAAGGAGCUCCGGACCCGUGUGGAGACGCCUCUGCCCUUGUCGUACUAUGGUCUUGGAUCUUUCCUGGAAUAUGUUCUGUACCCGCCGCUCUACAUCGCCGGCCCCAUCAUCACCUUCAAUAGCUUCGCAUCUCAGAGGCUUCUGGCACCGAUCAAGCAGCUGGGAGCAACACAGGUCAUUGCGUACAUCCUACGUGCCGCCCUCGCCUGGGCCUGUCUGGAGGGCCUCACACAUGCGCUGCCGUACAACAGCAUUGCCAAGCACCGUGUGUUGGAGCGGCUGACGGCCUCGGCUUUCACGCCGGCGCCACGGCCCCUGCAUUACGCCAUCACCGGCUACUGGGUCUUGAUCUUCAUGUGGCUCAAGUUCACGGUCAUCUGGCGCUUCUUCCGGGCUGCGGCGCUGGCAGAUGGGGUGGUGCCCCCGGAGAACAUGACCCGCUGCGUGUGCAACAACUAUGAUAUCGAGG